Eimeria mitis is the source of this 738-nucleotide messenger RNA. Its product is annotated as Pre-mRNA processing factor, related. The record is from RefSeq and is a predicted model, not a curated record. Gene Ontology annotation, cellular component: nuclear speck. Gene Ontology annotation, biological process: mRNA splicing, via spliceosome. Gene Ontology annotation, molecular function: RNA binding. Lineage: Eukaryota; Apicomplexa; Conoidasida; Eucoccidiorida; Eimeriidae.
AUGCAUCGCAUGGAUGAUGAGUUGACGCACGGGCGGAAGGUCUAUGUGGGAAAUUUAGACCCUGAUUCCACAUCUUCGGAGCUGGAGGAGAUAUUCAGGCGCUAUGGGAAGCUCAGCAAUAUUUGGGUGGCGAGGAACCCUCCUGGGUUUGCCUUCGUGACAUUUGAAGACAUGCGGGACGCCCGAGACGCGGUGGAGGCCACAGACGGGAUACUGCAUCGGGAGAAGUACACACCCAACUCACUCAGCCUCCCUCAGCCUCCUGCAGUGCGGUGCUGUCUUCUUAUCUUCCCUGCUCUUCGCGUGGAAAUCGCAAAGGGGCCGGGCGCUAAGGGCCGCCGAAUGAGUCCACCAGGGCGCAGACGACGAGGUUCCCCCGACGGCUUCCGAGGCCGUGACACACGGCGCAGGUGCGUCGCACUGAAUACAGACGACGAGGUUCCCCCGACGGCUUCCGAGGCCGUGACACACGGCGCAGCCCCGGGUACAGCAGCGAGGGGAGCGACUACAACGACUACCGCGGCCGAAGGGGCCGUAGCCGCAGCCGCAGCGUUGACAGACGACGUUCUUACAGUCCGCGUCGGCGGGACUACUCCGACGAGGAGCGAGACACGAGAGGAGGUCGUUUCAGGAGAUAAAAAAAGAGAGGAUGAGGCGAUGUUCAGAUAUCUGAGCGGCAUUAUGAGGCCCAAUGAUGGCACUGCCGUCCGUUCAUCUGUAUUGUGCUGCCUCUGUUAA